AUGACGCUUCCUGUAGUUGGGUCUGUGACCCUCCCAUCUCUGCCUGCAGAGCCAUGUGGGGCAGAUGGGCUGGGUGGGGGGGCCACAGCCCCCCAGGAGCCUGGCGUGUUGGUGGAGGUGGUGGGCGCGGAGCAGCUGGACCCCGGGGGGACGAUUCGGGCGCUGCAGGAGGAGCUGUCGGCCGCGCUGGCCGAGGUGGAGACGCUGCGAGCCGUGGCCACCGUGAGCGAGGGCACCAAGCAGGAGGCUGUGGCCGCUGUGCGGCGUCAAUGCCAGGAGGAGGUGGCCUCGUUGCAGGCCAUCCUCAAAGACACCAUCAACAGCUAUGAGGCCCGCCUGGAGGCCCUGCAGCAGGAGCAGCACGGUGGGGGCUCGUGGGGGAGCCGGGAGCUGAGCCGCCUGCAGCAGCAGCAGACGCAGGGAAACCCCCUGGACUCGCUGGAGCAGCAGAUGGAGAAGGCACAGGAGGACUCCGAGCGGCUGCGCAGCAUCGUGCUGCCCAUGGAGGAGGAGAUCGCCCAGCUCAAGAGCAAACUCUCCCGGGCCGAGGGACUGAUCCAGGGGCUGCAGGGGCCUGAGGGCUCGCUCUGCGUCUCGUCAGAGUCCCUGCUGUCUGACAGGGAGGCUCCCAGCCGGAUGCCCCCUGCCCACCUUGGGGGAGAGGGGGAUGAAGGCUCUGGACCAGAGGGCGAGGAGGAGCCGGGAGGGGGCCUGGCCUUCACCCGCGGCUGCGACAGCGUUUCCAUCAUCUCCAUCGCCAGCUCCAGCGCUGGUUCGCCCCGGCCCCGCCGCCGCCCCAGCCCGGAGCACGAGGACACAGCCUCCCUGCUGUCCACUGGCACCCUUGUGCCCGAGAGCAUCUACCUGCUGCCCCCUGGCUUCCAGCUGGUGCCUGAUGGGGAGUGGGCACAACUGCAGCAGGAGGCCAGGCGGCACCAGGAGUCCCUGCAGCAGCUGAGAGAGCAGCUGGAGGCGGCGAUGCAGGAGAAGCUGGGACUGCAGGAGGCGCUGAGACGGAGCAGUGAGGACUGUGCCAAGCAGGUGCUGGUGCUGCUGGAUCAGAUCCAGAAGUCGGAGCAGCUGCUGCAGAACCUGCAGGCGACCGUGUCCCAGACCCAGCACCGGACCCAGGAGCAGAUAGCUGACCUGGCGUCAUCUCACAAGCGACUCAGCUACGAGGUGCAGCGGCUGAGCGAGGAGAAUGAGGGGCUGCGGGGCUCCCAGACCCCCCUGGCCCCCGCUGAGGAGCUGCCACUGACCAGCUCUGUGCAGGAGCUGCAGGCCCUGGUGCGCCGGCUGCAGGAGGAGGCCGGGACCCUGCGCCGAGCCAGUGAGCACCAUAGCGAGCGGCUGCGCAUUGAGAUCGUCACGCUGCGUGAGCGGCUGGAUGAGGAGGAGGCCACCCAGGCCCGGCUGCAGGGGGUUCUGGAGGCCCAGUUGGGGGCCCAGCGCGAGGAGAGCCUUGUCUCUCUCCCCCACACUCCUCCGGCUGCGACUCCAUCGUUCCUGCCCACAGAGCUCAUGGAGGCCUCCCUGUGCAGCGUCCGGUCGGAGAUGGAGCGGCUACAGCAGCAGCUGGGGCAGGCAGAGCAGCGGGCACAGGGGCUGGAGCAGGACGUGCAGCGGCUCCGGGGGGACCUAACUCAGCGUGACCAGCAGGGCCAGGCCUGGGAACAGGAGAAGGCCAGGCUGGAGGCAGUGCUGUUCGAGCAGCGGGGGAAGCUGCAGCGGUUGCAGGCGGAGCUGGACACCAGUGAGCAGGUGCAGAGAGACUUUGUCCGCCUCUCGCAGACUCUGCAGGUGCAGCUGGAGAGGAUCCGCCGGGCCCCCUCGCUGGAGCAGGUGCGCAGCAUUGUGGACGGGACGCAGCUGAAGGAUGUAGCAGAGCUCAAGGAGCCCUGAGAGGCUGGGACAGCAAGGGGCCCUCCCCCUAGGGGGGGGCAUGGAUGCCGCCUACCCUCCCUCUGUACGGGCACAGACUCCAACCCCUUUCCCUCCCCACCAGGGGGGCCUUGGACACUGGCCAGGCUCUGAGUGGCUAUCCUCUACUAACCCCCUUCUCCAGGCACCUGUGGGGGAUUGGGGCCAUCAGCCUGGGGAGACAGGUCCCAACUCCUCUCUGCCCACCCGCCCCAGCUCCGGGAUGAUGCCCCUCACCUGCACACUAAGCAAAGAUGCAGCUGCUGUCCACCCCUCCACACACACACACGAGAGUGAGGCCUAUGGGGGAAGGAGUCAUGGCAUGGCCCCAGCUCUGGCUCCCACCACAAGAAACAGCCUGUUACUGACAGUUACUAACACUGAGGAGGGAUUUGGACUUGAGCUGGGGAAGGCCAGCUCUGACUCAGUGUCCAUCCUCCAUUCCCCCUCCCCCAGGUUCCUUCCCCCCCACAAUGGAUGGGAAGGGGCUGGGCCAAGCAGAGCCCACCGGCUCCCCUGACACUAACACUCCUCCAGCCUGCCUUUGUGUGGAGGGUCCACAGGGGGCAGGGUUAAUAAAGGUGACUUUGUGACCAUA
This is a messenger RNA of Gopherus flavomarginatus (Mexican gopher tortoise), 2518 nucleotides long. It is a transcript of the gene RABEP2, whose product is annotated as rabaptin, RAB GTPase binding effector protein 2. The record is from RefSeq and is a predicted model, not a curated record. The coding region runs from base 1 to 1902 and encodes 633 amino acids. NCBI's taxonomy places the organism in Eukaryota, Metazoa, Chordata, Testudines, Testudinidae. Gene Ontology annotation, molecular function: GTPase activator activity; growth factor activity. The transcript has 14 exons. Gene Ontology annotation, biological process: endocytosis. Gene Ontology annotation, cellular component: intracellular membrane-bounded organelle.